Molecule: messenger RNA, 1602 nt
Organism: Rotaria sp. Silwood2
Lineage: Eukaryota; Metazoa; Rotifera; Eurotatoria; Philodinida; Philodinidae
Source: the annotation of a GenBank genome assembly
AUGCAAUCUUCAACUUCUCGCAUUGUUCAAAACUGUGUUCUUGUUUGGUUAGACCCAGAUAUUAACAAACUAGAUAAUGCCUAUCAGAAUCCAAUAAAUGAGUUCCAACAUAUUGUUACACCACAUACAUUCGUCGAUGUCGAAGAAUGUGUCGAUUUUAUCACUGAAAUCAAACACGAAAAAGUAUUCUUGAUAACAACGAUUGUCCUUGGUAAACAACUAGUUUCUAACAUUCAUAAUUUACCGCAAAUUGAUUCUAUUUAUAUAUUUUGUAACACUGAAUCAACCCAGCAACAAUGGGUUAACGACUGGUAUAAAGUAAAAGGUGUUUUUACUGAUCUACAAUUAAUUUGUGCAACAUUAAAACAACAUAUGAUUCAAUGUGAUCGUAACCUUAUUCCAAUUAGCUUUUUAUCAAAAGAUCAAGAAUCGUUAAGUCAAAAUCUGGACCAACUUGAUUCGUCUUUUAUGUAUACUGUAUUACUGAAAGAAAUUUUAAUAAAAUUAGAUUAUAAACCAGAAGCUAUUCAAGAAUUGACUCGUUUUUGUCGUCAAAAUUACGAUGGCAAUGGUUCAUAUUUACAAAUUAUCGAUAAAUUUGAGCAAGAAUAUACAAAACAUAGUCCUAUAUGGUGGUAUACUUAUACGAAUCUUGCUUGUCAAAUGCUUAAUCAUGCUUUACGUACUUUAAAUGUUAAUACAAUUGUUACCAUGGGUGUUUUUAUUCAACAUCUUCAUAAAAAUAUUGAAGAAAUUCAUUCAAAACAGAUUACAACAAUAAAAGAAGCUUUUAUUGUAUAUCGCGGACAAAGUAUGUCGAAAACUGAUUUUAAUAAAAUGAAGAAUUCAAAAGGUGGACUAAUAUCAUUUAACAAUUUCUUAUCGACAAGUAAAAAUAGAACUAUUUCCUUAUUUUUCGCAGAAGCUUCUCUUCAGAAUGACGAAUCAAUACGUAUUCUUUUUCAAAUGACAAUUGAUCCAUCAAUCUCAACGACUCCAUUUGUAUCUAUUAAUGAAGAAGGAUAUUACAAUAAUGCUGAAGAAGAAAUUCUAUUUUCUAUGCAUACAGUUUUUCGAAUUGAUGCCAUAAAACUACUUGAAUGUCAGAUUUGGCAGGUAGAUCUUAUUUUAACAGCUGAUAAUGAUCCACAGUUGAAUAUUCUUACCGAAUAUAUGCGAAAUGAAACAAGUGAUCAGCCAGAUUGGCAGAGACUUACUCGCUUGAUGAUUAGAACAGCAAAUUUUGAUAAAGCCGAAGAACUUUGUAACUUUCUACUUCAACAUACAUCAGAAGAAAACUAUGAAGAUUGUACUCGUAUUCACACACAAAUUGGAUAUAUCAAACAACAUAAAGGUCAAUAUGAUCAAGCAAUAGAAAAUUAUGAAAAGACAUUAACAAUUCAAAAUCAAUACCUUUCUCCUAAACUUUUUACAUUUACGGCUACAUACAGUAACCUUGGUUCAGUCUAUGAAGACAUGGGUGAAUAUGAAAAAGCAAUAGCAUUUUAUCAGAAAUCAAUUGAUCUUGCUGAAACGUGUUCAGAAUUGCAUCGUCCUGAUCUUGCAUUUUUCUAUAAUAAUAUUGCUUCUACAGGGUGUUAA